Plasmopara halstedii is the source of this 1587-nucleotide messenger RNA. RefSeq names its product Integrase-like, catalytic core. Gene Ontology annotation, molecular function: DNA binding. Bases 1 to 1587 code for a protein of 528 amino acids. The record is from RefSeq and is a predicted model, not a curated record. The transcript has 2 exons. Lineage: Eukaryota; Oomycota; Peronosporomycetes; Peronosporales; Peronosporaceae. Gene Ontology annotation, biological process: DNA recombination; DNA integration.
AUGUGUGCGUACGGAGCUGAAGAUCCAACAGAUAAGAUGAAGCCGAUACACGCUCGCUCAUCGACGAUAAUGAACGCGAAAAAGUCGCUUUCUGCGUUCAUGCCUCGAAAGUCCGUCCCGUGGGAUCCAAUUCGCCAAGAAGGGAAUCCGACACGAUCCGAUUCUGUGAACAUGCUCAUCAAGCAAAUCAAGAAGGCAGAAGUCCGAAAAGAAGGAGUUGCGUCAUCUGCCCGACGCCCGCUCGAAUAUAUGGAGUUCCUAUCCCUUCUUUCUACUAUUCGUGAAAGCAACGAGAAGACGGAGACGAUGCGGAUGGUGUGUAGUGUGUUCACUUUGCAAUGGCAUCUUAUUACUCGGAUCGACGACAUGAUGAAGCUGCGAUUCGACAAUUUGGCGCCUAACAUCCAACACUCGGGUACUCUGCAGUGUCAAAUGCGAUGGUCCAAGAAUAUUUCGGAAGAACGCGAUGCACCAGAACAGAUUCUGCUUGGAAGCAUGGAUCCAUCUAUCUGUCCUCUUCUCAACUUUGCUGUGUAUCUUGAGGUGAAUGCACACGCACCUCAGUCUGCAUUUUGCUUUGGAAACCCUGAUGUGGGUGAUCGUGUUGUCCGCCGUGUACUCAAGUCUGCAUUCGCCAGUAAACGCUUUAAAUCAGAAAGAACAGGAUUGUUAGGAACACACAGUCUCCGAAAGGGUGCUACAACUUAUGCUAUGCGCUCAGGCGUCUCUAAGGACUACGUAGACCGUCGUGGACGUUGGCGUUACAGAAAAUCUACUGUUGACAUCUACAUACAUAACACGCAGCCAUAUCCAGACACCGUUGUCGCAAGUACUCUGGCUGGACCACUUGGGCCGUGCUUGUACGCACUGAAGGAUGGCAUGCGAUGUGUAUCGACCUCUCUACUUGUUGACUGCAUUGCCCCUACCAUAAAGCAAGUUCUCGGCGAGUCAGUGUCAAGGACACUGGCACUUCCUCUACUAUGGGUAUCUCUCUCACCAGAAACUUACCGUGGCGCUGGAGGUGAUCCAGACGUGAAUCUAGUUGAGCGCAUCGGAUUCCAUGUUGCCGGGGAUGGUGCGCAGUUGCAGUUGAUUGAGAUUCGUGAGGUUGAUGAUGCGACGAUGAAUUCAGCUGGCUCCGGUCAUGGCAGUAUUAGUGCUGAUGGGCAAAGGAAGGAGUUCGCAGCGCUGCAUGCUCAUCUCUUUGGCCUGUAUCGGAAGGUGGAUGAAGUGAUGCAUGAGCUUCUUCGUCUCAGAAAUGACUUUCAGCACAUGGACCACCGCAAUCAAGCCAAUCUCCGUCGCAUCGCUCUGCAGCCUGUGGUUCGAACCGUUGCUUCGAUUCCCACGGCAACACCCAGCGCAAGUCGUGCACCAGACAGUCACCAUACAGCUGCCAGACUGUGUAAGCGCCCGAGAGAUUUGUUUGAGCUGUGGCACGAGUAUGAAUUCGGAUGCGGUGGAUCAAAGCCAGCCAAGGAGUUCACAUCAAAGGAGCGUGGGGCCGAAAAUCCAAGUUCUGUCGACGUAAAGCAUUCUGGGAUGUCGUUGGUAAACUUGUUCGUGCGGGCUACACCAGUGAUGUAG